Messenger RNA from Paramecium sonneborni, 1624 nucleotides. Lineage: Eukaryota; Ciliophora; Oligohymenophorea; Peniculida; Parameciidae. The record is from the annotation of a GenBank genome assembly.
AUGAAUAAAUUAACUCUUACAUUUAGAUGUGAAAAAUUGGAAUAAAAGUAUUAAGAUUCUCGUUAUCUGUAUACACUUCCUACAUGUAGAUCUUUGAAUCUAACCAGUUUCUUGCUUUGCUUAUUUCGAAGUAUAACAUUUAUUUUUCAGAAUCAGAUGGUAGGAUUUUUUGUAUUUCUCUUUCUCACAAUAGUUGUUUUAUUGGCUCAAUUUUUCAUUUUUAAUAACAAAAGAAAAUGGGUAGAUUAUUAUUUGCUGUUUAUAAAUCAUUUUUUGAUGUUACAGUAAUAAUAUGUUGAGGAUGGAUUUGAACCACAAGAAGCAUUUGUAUUUGGAUAGAAUUAAAUGUUAUUAAAUAUAAUGAUAAUUCUGGUUUCUGAUUUCAAAUUUGGGUUAAUUUAGAUAUUAGGAAAUAUUGUAAUUAAAAUUUUAGUAUCAAAAUAUUAUCAGCCAUCAUUAUCCUAUUAAACUAUACUGUAUUCUGUUAUAAUUGGAUUAAUGUUUCUCUAUGUUAUUUUAAAGAUAAAUUAAUAGUCUAGAUAAUCCUUUUUAUUUACUACACAAGAUAGCCAAUAAGGUAUGAAUAAACAUAAUUUAAAUUUUAGAAUAAUUGAUACCUUUACUUACUGAUAGUCCUUUUGUGCUAUGUACUUAUGAUAAAGAAAACAUGUAGUUUUAAUAAAAGUUCAGUAAUCUCUCAAUUCAUUCAGAAUUUAAAUAAUUUUAAACCAAUUAUGAAGCUCUUAAAUUCAUUCUUCGAAAUUACUUUGUGCACGGAUAAUCUUUGGAGACAUUUUUGUUAAGCAGAAAAAAAAAAUAAGAUGAUUUAAUUGUUAAUAAAAUUUUAGAUCUAAAAUCAAUCAAUAACAAUCAUGUUUAAAAAAUUCUUAUUCGUUAUUCCGAAUGUUAUAUUACAGAACUAAUACACAUCUUGAUUAUUGAUAAAAAGAGACAAGAGAUUCAAAAUUUAUAAUAAAAACUAGUUAAUUAUGAAAAUGGAUUAAAUAAGUUUAAAAUCAAUUUUAGAAGUUUCAUAAAGAAAUAGAUUUUAAUUUUAGAUAAAACAUUAAAUCAAGAUAAAAAUUCUAUCUAUCAAGCCAUAAUUAAGUUGAAAUACGUUUUUUCAAAAUUUAAUUAUAAAAAGUCAUUCAAAAUCACAAAUCAACCAUUUCUAUUAACUUUUAAAAAAUAUGCAAAAUUAUAUUCCUAGGCCUAUGAUUAAAAAAUAAUUAAGUUUGAAAUUUGGUCUGAAAUUAAAGAUAUACUCACAAUUGAGAAUUCUUUGGAUAAUUUUAUGAUAAAUUUCUUUACUCAUCUCUGUAAGACCAAAGCCGAAAUAAUAUAAAUAUUUCUUUGUAUAUCCUUUGUUUAAUAAAAUGAAUUUAUUGACAUUAUUAUUAAAGUAGAUGUUAUGUCAGAAUUGUAUAUUUUAUUGUAAAAGAGUACACAUUUCAGAAGAAUUUUAAAGACUAUAAGUCCACAUGAUUAUGUGAUAUUAAACAAUGACAGUAAUUUUAUUAAAAGAUUUUUAGGUUUGAUAGUACGUCUCUAUAAAAAUAUGAAUGAGAUUAAUUAAUUGAAUUCAUUUAUUUUAAAGGCAAACGAGUUAAAAUAAAAAAAUUGA